CGUCGCCUGAUCCAUGCGAUGUUGGGCAACUUAACGGUCGCGGAUGCGAGUGACGGGUGGAUCUCGUCUCCGGAUUAAAAGCGUGUCAUGUCGCUGGCGUCGGUCGGUCUUUUUGCAUCGACUCCGUAGCGAAAAUUCCACCCCGGCGGUCGUUGCAUAUCCGAGAUGGCAAAUUCUCCAUCGCAAACGAGAGGCGCAAUUUGCUCUCUCGAUGAAUUCCUCCAGGUGUCGUUCGACUACCUCAUCGUGGGCGGUGGUACAGCUGGCCUGACUCUCGCCGCCCGCUUGAGUGAAGACCCGUCAGUCACCGUGGGAGUUAUAGAAGCAGGAAAAGACCAAACGAAAAAUGAGUUCGUGCGCACGCCGGCCAUGUUUCCGCAGAUGCUGGGAAUCCCGGAGUACGAUUGGAUGCUGGAGACUGUGCCUCAGAAAUGGAACGGCAACAAGGUACAUGCUAUGACUCGAGGCAAGAUGCUCGGCGGAUCAAGUGCGACGAAUGGCAUGAUGUAUGUUCGUGGUCACAAACAAGACUUCGACGACUGGUCAGCCUUUGGAAAAGGAUGGUCAUGGUCCUCUGUAGCUCCGUAUUUCCGAAAGCACGAGUCUCUCGAGGACAACAGGUCCGGUGAGCCGGGUGACUUCUCUUUCCUGAACUUCGGAGAGAAAUCCCACGGAGAGUCUGGCCCUGUCUCGACGAGUUUUAACAACUGGCGAAACCCGCUUGAGCGCUACUUCAUCGAAGCCGCUAAGACAGCCUCUGGAAUGCAGAACAGCCCUGCAGACCCUUGGGGAGGAGACCAUCUGGGGUUCUUUUCCUCCUUGUUAACCGUGGACCGGAGCAAAGACAAGGGCACACGCAGUUACGCUGCAAGUGCGUACUUGCUGCCGAAUGCUUCGCGCCCGAACCUGAAGGUCUUGACGGAGGCGCUUGCGUUGAAUGUGAUUCUCGAGGGCAAUUCUGCACAAGGAGUCCGUAUUUCGCAUACGGGGCGAGAAUACGAUGUCCGAGCGACAAGGGAGGUGAUUCUCUCCUGCGGCACCUAUAAAUCACCACAGCUGCUUGAAUUAUCUGGCAUCGGGAAUCCGUCUAUUCUGGAAUCUGCUGGAAUUAAAUGCGCUGUGCCGUUGCCUGGAGUGGGCGAGAGCCUGCAAGACCAUGUACUCUCGGCCACUACUUACGAACUCAAAGAAGGGACGGUUUCAUUCGAUUCCCUUCGCAAACCAGAAGUCCUCCAACAACACCUGGAUCUAUAUGCCAAGGAGCGUCGUGGUAUUCUGGCUGCAGGAACCGGCUGCAUGGGCUUUCUGCCCUACUCAUCUCUGGUCUCACCUCAAGAAGUCACCACGACCUGCGAUAAAGUUCAACAGAUUCCCAACACUACCUCCUUCCAACAACGCCAGCUCGAGCAAGUCGCCUCCCAGCUACGAAGCCCUUCAUCUGGAAACAUCCAAUAUAUCCUCUUCCAAGGCACCAUGAACGUCGACGAAGUGAUCCAAGACCAGGGGAAAUUCGCCAAACCCGGUACCCCGAGCGAUCCCGAUGGUUUCACGCUCGUCACUUGCCUGCAGUACCCGGCCUCGCGAGGAACAGUCCAUAUAACCAGUUCGGACCCCACCAAAAACCCUGCCGUCGAUCCGGCGUAUCUCAGUAAUUCGGCGGACGUCGAUGUCCUCGCUGCGGCUAUGGGAAUGUGCGAGAAAAUCGUCAACUCUGCGCCGCUGAAGGACAAAAUCCAACGGCGCAUGCACCCGGCUCCAAGCGUGCAGCUGGGCGAUAGGGAGCAGGCCAAGGCUGCCGUAAGAGACUUCUGUAUGACGGAGUAUCAUCCGUGCGGAACGUGCGCCAUUGGCCAGGUAGUAGAUGAGCGGUUGAGAGUGAACGGAGUGAAAGGAUUGCGAGUUUGUGACGCGAGCGUUUUCCCGGGGAAUGUGAGCGGGAAUAUCUUAUCGAGCGUGUAUGCUGUGGCGGAGAGAGCAGCGGAUAUGAUCAAGGAGGAUGGGUCAAAGGCCAAAGCGUUGCUCUGAGGAAAUACAUUUCCGGUUCCCUAUAUUUGUCUUUCGGGCGUAGAAUCCGUCGCCGUCUAAUGUCUGAGCCCGCUGACUUCCUCUGACUACAAGAUGAUGUCACACCGCUGAUAUAAUGCGGUGUUUCUGAAUUGUGAUAACUGCUUCUUCCUUCUUCAUUCAUAUCUGUGAAGCUUUCAAUAAGAAGUCGCAUCGAGCCUACUGAAAUCGCAUCGAGUCUGAC
Aspergillus steynii IBT 23096 is the source of this 2248-nucleotide messenger RNA. Its product is annotated as GMC family oxidoreductase. The record is from RefSeq and is a predicted model, not a curated record. The transcript has 3 exons. Lineage: Eukaryota; Fungi; Ascomycota; Eurotiomycetes; Eurotiales; Aspergillaceae. Bases 166 to 2025 code for a protein of 619 amino acids. Gene Ontology annotation, molecular function: oxidoreductase activity, acting on CH-OH group of donors; flavin adenine dinucleotide binding.